Truncatella angustata is the source of this 2420-nucleotide messenger RNA. Its product is annotated as major facilitator superfamily domain-containing protein. The coding region runs from base 314 to 2077 and encodes 587 amino acids. The transcript has 2 exons. Gene Ontology annotation, molecular function: transmembrane transporter activity. The record is from RefSeq and is a predicted model, not a curated record. Gene Ontology annotation, biological process: transmembrane transport. NCBI's taxonomy places the organism in Eukaryota, Fungi, Ascomycota, Sordariomycetes, Amphisphaeriales, Sporocadaceae.
CUCCACUGUCAUCCCCGGAUAAUGGUGCAGAGACGCGGUCAGCAAGCUUCAGGCAGUAGCCUGCCCCCCAUUACUUCGGCAUUAAUCAGCGUCCUCUGAGGGUGUCAUGAAGCCGCUGAGGUCAGAUUAAUCCAGCGGCCCAGCCAAGCCUUAAAUAGCCAACAAGUUUGCUCGGCCUUUAGUUGCCAAAAUCGCCUUGGCCUGCCCUUUUUUCGAUAUACUUGUACUGUAUCUAUUGCCGUGGCCUCACGCUUCUACUUCUCUAUGUAUUUACUGCACUGAUAUUAUCCUCUAAUGUUGUACCACCACUGACAUGUCUUCUCAAGAGAAAGACGUGAAAGUUGGGCAGAGUUCUUCAGAGCUAGCUUUGUCCGUGGACCGCUCUUCGUUUGAAACUGUAGCAGAUCGGACACCACACCGACAAGAGCCAAGUUUAGACAAUGAUGGUAAGGAUGACGUCGAAAGGGGAACAGAAAGUGGAAGAGUACAUAACGAUAUGGCCUUAUCUCAAGCCAGCCCAAUCGGCGCGGAGAAUGACACUCAAGCCUCUCGUGUUAGUAUCGCAAGCCACAGAAGCAAAGCAUCACAAGCGAUGAGCAAGGUCAUGAGCAAAUCUAGCAAGAGCAAGAAGGAGCACCUGGUUCCCACGGAACUACCGUUAUCAGAUAUUGAGAGUGGGGUCGUAGGUUGGGACAGCCAAGACGAUCCUACCAUGCCGCUGAACUUCACGAGAACCAGGAAGCUACUUAUAGUUUGGCUAUUGUCUAUCAUAACACUGAUGGCACCCCUUUCCUCCUCCAUCAUCGCCCCCGCUAUCAGUAUCUACAGCGAGGAGUUCGGAAAUACCAAUUCUACACUUGCCGCGAUGCCAGUCAGUAUCUUUUUGCUUGGGUUUGCCGUCGGUCCACUGUACUUGGCACCGAUGUGCGAGAUACAUGGACGUGCAAUCGUCUUGACCUGCUCGAAUAUCUUCUUUUGCGCCUGGCAGAUAGGUUGCGCCCUCGCUCCGAACCUGAACUCCCUAAUAGUCUUUCGGUUCCUUGCCGGUAUCGGCGGCUCGGCCGCCUUGACGCUGGGCGGCGGUGUGAUCGCGGACCUCUUUCCCGUUGAGGAACGUGGCUUUGCUCUCUCAAUUUGGACAAUCGGGCCAACACUAGGCCCAUCGCUUGCGCCGCUCAUCGGUGCUUUCAUUGCCGGAAGUAUCGGUUGGAGAUGGUCCGUCUGGAUCAUCUUCAUUCCGGCGACUUUAACGACUGUCAUCAUGGCCUUCCUCUUCCCGGAAACUAACCAUCGUGUGCUUAUAGACCGCAAAGUACGAAGGUUGCAGAAGGAGCUCAACCGUCCCGAACUACACUCCUGCUACGAAAGUGAGGAGUUGCGAAAACUGACCAGAACCGCCAUCUUGAAGCUCGGUCUACUUCGUCCACUGAAGAUGCUCUUCCUCAGUCCAAUCAUCGCCACGAUUAGCUUAUAUAUAUCAUUCGUGUACGGAUGUAUUUACCUCAUGUACAAUACCGUACCAACCGUCUUCCAAGGUGUCUAUGGAUGGUCCACCGGUGUCUCGGGGCUGGCUUUCAUAGCCCUCGGUCUAGGGUAUACGGCUGGCCUUGCUCUUUUCUCAAUCUUCAGCGACCGCCAGGUCGUCCACCUGACGAAGAAGAACAACGACGUCUACGAACCAGAGAUGCGCCUGCCUACCAUGGUGUACUUCGCUUUCGUCUGCCCCAUCACGUUCUUUUGGUACGGCUGGGCCGCGCAGACACAUGCUCACUGGGCCGCGUCUGUGAUAGGACUGUUUCCUCUUGGUGUGGGUAUCUUCGGCAUUUGGCUGCCCGCGCAAGCGUAUCUCAUUGACGCGUAUCCUCAGUAUGCGGCGAGUGGGAUUGCGGCAUUCACGGUGCUGAGAAGCAUCACUGCCGCGUUCUUGCCCCUCGCUGGUCCGAGUCUCUUUGGAACACUGGGACUGGGGUGGGGAAAUAGUCUGUUGGGGUUUAUCUGCGUCGCUAUGGUACCUGUACCAGUUCUCAUUCAUAGAUAUGGCGGGUACGUGAGGAAGAGAUGGCCUCUUAAUCUGUAAUUAUUGAAGCAUGAGGUGUCAUCAGGGCGUGAGUCGGACCCGGGAGUAUCGAAUCGCAACAAAAUAUAUAUAUAACUUCGUCUAGCACAAGAUUGAUUUAUGGGGUAAUACUAUGCGCAUCAAUCGAAAGUUUAAUGGAGCUCAAAGUAACUAUUCUAGUCUAAUCAGCUAGUAUAUCUGAUACUUAUAGGACUGUACAUACAAAGGUAUUCUUAGGCAAGGUUUAAGACCAUGGCCGCGGGUUCUGAGCUUAUUCUAUCGCAGUGCAUUCUAGAGUCUGAAGGAGCGAACAUCGCACGGAGGCCUUUUCCGACAGAUCAACAUAGUUGUAACCCGAGACCAU